Messenger RNA from Blepharisma stoltei, 2037 nucleotides. The record is from the annotation of a GenBank genome assembly. Lineage: Eukaryota; Ciliophora; Heterotrichea; Heterotrichida; Blepharismidae.
AUGGCGAUGAGUCAUGAAACUCAACUCAAAAGAUUCCCAAUUGUAGAACAGCAGCCAAAAAUCCGUAAAGAAUACCAAAUUGAUGCAAAAAGUGUAUAUGAGCGAUUAGUUUUGCAAGUGGUUAAUCAUAGAAAAGACUCUAUGAAGAAAAAGAUUUUUGAAAUUUUAAAAGGCAAUAAAAUGAAAAAAGGAAUUGGAAAAAUUGAAAUUUUGAAAGAAAAUCGGCUGAUUAUUAACACAAAAAUCCAAUAUCAAACGAUAAGUGAAAAACUCAGAAAUUUGCAGAUGACGAUGACAAGCACUAAAAAUUCGACUUGCUGUAGUGAGCCAUUAUCAAGCCAGCGAUCACUAGUCAGUAUAAAAGAUCCUUCAGUUUUCCUAACUUCUACCAUUUAAUUUGGAACAAAUAUAGGUAAAAUUUCCAUUUUUUAGGUUAUUUAAGCACCCUUUAUAGCUCUGGCUAUAAAAUUGGAACAAAAUGUUGCUUUCAAUAAAAUUUAUACAAAUUAGUUUUGACCUAAUUUAAUGCAAAAAAUGAAAAUAGAAUGCUUUUUAAACAGUUGUCUCAUUGAAUCGAUUUAGUUUUUUAAUUAAUUCUUAAUAUAAAUAAAUUAAAGUUCAAUUUAUAUUUUUUAAUUUUGAUAUUUUUAUUAUAGAAAAAUUAAUAUAAUUUAUUUUAAACAAAAAUUAGCUCCUCCCUUUGAUAGGAUACAAAUUUAUAGUUCCAAUUUAAGGAGGGAAAUAAGAAAUAAGCUGUUUUCUAAAGUUUUUAGCGAGAUGGUCUCAAAAUACCAAAAAAAUGCAGCAAAAGAGUCGUUCUUACUGCUUAAAAAUUCAAAGAAACAGAAAAACUCAUAUGUGCACAGGUCAAUUGCAUUUGUUUAUUUAAGAUGUAAGCAAAAUGCCCAAAAAACAUUAAGAAAUUACUUUGGCAGGUGGCUUUCAAUGAAAAAACUUGAAUGCAGCUCAAUAGAAAAAAACUCACUUUCAAAUAUGACAUUCACAAAUGAAAAUUGGACUGAGCAAAGUAUUUCUCCAUAUUCUGACCAAAGAUGGAGAAGUUGUAAAAGCUUUUCUUAUACCCUUUCAUUAAUAGCCCAGUCAAUCUUCAAAAAAAUCAAGGAAAGCACAUUAGAUUCAAUGAAAAAAAUAAUUUUAAGAGAAAAACUGUUAUGAAAAAUCAUUAAUAAAUAUAUAGUCAAACAAAAGCAAAAAAAUUUUUUAAAAUGAAGCUACACUGUAUCUGCAUUACAAACUAUUAGGAGUCUUAGAGAAAAUAGCUUUAAAAAAAUAAGCCAGUUAAAACACUCUAUGUAUUGUAUGUCCAAAAAUUCAGCCAUGCAAAAACUGCUUUCAGUCCGUUCUAAAAUUUUAGAGAAAAAGAAAAUCAUAGCAUGAAUCUUUUGGAGAUCACAAGUUUUAGCUUAUUUUUCAACAAAAAAAUCAAAAGGAUAUGGCAAAAAUAAAAAAGGCCUAAGCCCUCUAAAGAAAGAGUCAAAAUCAUCAAAAUCCAAUAAAAACAUACGGAAAAGCAUAUCGCGAUCUCCAUCUGCUUCAAGGUCUCGAUCCGCUUCAAGGUCUCCAUCAGCUUCAAGAUCUCCUUCAGCUUCAAUAUCUCCAUCUGCUUCAAGAUCUUCUUCAGCAGUAUCGAAAUGCUCAAACUUAAUAAUAAAAUCCCCAAAAUUAACCAAAAAUUCGCCACUUCGCAAAAAGCUAAAGACUGUCUCAGAGAUUGUAUCCCCAAUCAAUAAAUCGACAAAACCAUCUUUAUCUUACAAAUAUGAUGAUUUAAAAAGUUCUGUAAAAAGAAUAAGAAUUCACCAUGGCAUUGAAAAAUUAUGGUUUGCUAGAAGAAUGAUGAAUAAAUCAAAAGGGCUAGCUCCCAUAAGAAAUUCAUUCCUCCAUUGGAAAUAUUUUACUAAUAAAGAAAAAAUCAAUGUAAGUCUGCCAGUUAUAGUUAUUGAGCCUUGCAAGAAGAAUAGAGGAAUUUUGCAUAAGUCUUUGUUUAGUCCUAGUGAGAGAAGAAGUAAGCUAUAA